Molecule: messenger RNA, 2720 nt
Organism: Penaeus chinensis
Lineage: Eukaryota; Metazoa; Arthropoda; Malacostraca; Decapoda; Penaeidae
Gene: Eip63E
Product: cyclin-dependent kinase 14-like
Exons: 15
Coding region: 383-1921 (512 amino acids)
Biological process (GO): protein phosphorylation
Cellular component (GO): cytoplasm; cytosol; nucleus
Molecular function (GO): ATP binding; cyclin-dependent protein serine/threonine kinase activity; cyclin binding
Source: RefSeq, a predicted model, not a curated record
UCCCCAGAAAGAUUCUUUUAUACCUUUUUUUAAAGAUAAAUUGUAAGUUGUGGGUAAAUAGAAAUCAAACCAAGAAUCUAUAAUUUGUAUAAAAAAAAUAAAAAAAAUCUAUAACCUAAGUGUUUUAGUGAAAGAAAUAUUCGAAAAAAAUUCCCCAAGAAUCUAGCCUCAUCAAAAGCAAAAAAGGCGUUCAAUAACUUGCUUUGUGAUAGACCGAGAGCAAAAUCUGAUAUCCGCACAGCCUCGGUCGGCACCCACCAUUGAGGCUCAGGAGGGAGUGGGGACACACGAACGCUUCAGUCGCCGUGUUUUUAGACAAAUCUUGGUCGCCAAAUCUUUCAAAAUUCCGUUCCUACGCCGGAAAAAGGUUAUUGAGGUGGUGAUGAGGGAGAAGAAAGGCGGAGCGCUCAGCAAGGUACAGAAGCUCAAGAGACGCAUAUCGCACAGCUUCGGCAAGUUAGGCCUCCGCAGAAAGAGAGCGAUUACGAAGCAUGAGGACUACAGGCGAGAAUACAGAAUGCCGGCCAUUUCGAAAAGCGAGGAUUUCGAGAACGGCUUCAGAAUGUCGGCCGUGUCCAAAAACGAGGACGACGAGGACCUUUCCGUGUCGGGCCUCAAGCUGAACGGCUUCUCGGACGAGUACCUGGACAGAAUAGAGCCGAACGGCAACAUCCCCGACAAGGACUGCGGGGGCUUUGAGCGGUGGGAACGGCUGGUCGACCACAGGGAAUCGCUCUCCAGACAACUGUCUGUGUCUUCGGACUCCAAACUCCUCGACGAAGACAUCCGAGAGGAACAGAAGGUCAUCAUGAGACCCAAGAAACCACCACGACCCAAAUCUGAAGUCUAUUUAUGCAAAGACACAAGAAAGUCAAAAAGAUACUCGGCUUUUGGCGGAGAUUCCCCGUUCGGACGCACGGAAGCCUACAUGAAAUUAGACCAACUCGGGGAAGGAUCCUACGCCACUGUUUAUAAAGGAUAUAGCAACCUGACGAACCAGGUGGUGGCGCUGAAGGAGAUCCGGCUUCAGGAGGAAGAGGGGGCGCCCUUCACCGCCAUCAGAGAGGCUUCGCUCCUGAAACAGCUCAAACACGCCAACAUAGUCACGCUGCACGACAUCAUCCACACGCGGGAGACCCUCACCUUCGUCUUCGAGUAUGUGCACACGGACCUGUCGCAGUACCUGGAGAAGCACGGGGGCGGCCUGCACCCUCGGAACGUCAAGCUGUUCCUGUUCCAGCUCCUGCGCGGCCUCUCCUACUGCCACCGCCGGAGGAUCCUGCACAGAGACAUCAAACCCCAGAACCUCCUCAUUUCGGAAGUUGGCGAACUCAAGAUCGCGGACUUCGGCCUCGCCCGCGCCAAGUCCGUACCGUCGCACACGUACUCGCACGAGGUGGUGACGCUGUGGUACCGGCCUCCCGACGUCCUGCUGGGCUCCACGGAUUACUCCACCUCCCUGGACAUGUGGGGCGUCGGCUGCAUCUUCACCGAGAUGAUCACGGGCGUGCCGGCAUUCCCAGGCGUCAGGGACAUUCAGGACCAACUCGAUAAAAUAUUCAAGGUGGUGGGCACGCCGACGGAGGACACGUGGGCGGGGGUGACGUCCUUGCCCAACUACAAGCCGCAUCGCCUCGUGCUGUACCGGCCGCGCAGACUCGCCUCGCUCUUCCCGAGACUCAAUGACAUUCCCCAUGCUGAGUCGCUCGCCAUGCAGUUCCUACAGAUUCAGCCAAACAAGAGGAUAUCCUCCGAAUCAGCUCUCAGACACAGCUACUUCGCGGACCUUCCUCCUUGCAUAUAUGAUUUAGACCCAGAGCAAUCAAUAUUCUCCGUGGGGGGCGUACGCGUGGCCCAGGAACUACGGAACUACCCCACGUCGGUGAUCCAGGCGGCUAGGGAGAUCAGGAAAUUGGUCUAGUGCCAGAAGGGGUCCUAAUUUACCUUUAACAAAUUAGGUCCUACAAGGAUAUAAGCAAUGGAAAACCAACCCCGAGAAUGAAUAAGCACCGAUGUGCGUCAUCACCUUCCUCCUAUUCCUCCUUUUAUCUUUUUUUUCUUAUUCUUAUUCUUCCUCUUCCUCUUCUCCUCUUACUGCUUCUGUUACUACUACUACUACUACUACUACUACUACUACUACCACUACUACUUCUUCUCUUCUUCUUCUUCCUUUUCCUCAAACACUGCGCAAGUAACUUCACUGACAUGGUGGGAGUCCUUGCUGUUGAUUCCUUCUUAUGGAGGACAGUCGCAUACGAACAUCUCUAAUUCUGGGACAAGAUAGAAGUUCAUUGAUAAAGAAAGGAGAAAAGAAUAUUGAAAAAUAGAUAAAAGUAUAUUUACGAAAAGAUGUUCCUCUGUUAUCUUUUUUCUUUCGAUGUGACUUUUUUUGAGACUUUGGGAACAUGAAUGAAGACGAAAUUGUUGUUUGAGGAUUUUUAUAUAGUUUUUAUUUUUUUAUUUCAUCAUUUUUUUCUUCUCGGAAAUGAGUUGAUUCCAGCGAGUUUUGACGGGUCUCCUAACUGGCGGCUUGAGCUCGCUUGGCUGCGGGUUGUAAUCACAUUAGUUAUGUAUAAUGCUUUUCUUGAUAUGGCCAGCUGUCCGAAAAAUAGAAACACGAAAAAUUCAUUAGAUGGCUAUCCUAGAGUGAUACUUAGAAUCAGAGUAUAUACAAAAAUGAACAAAAAAUAUAUAUCGUAGAAAAAAAAAAAAUGAAAAGG